AAGUUGCUUACUUUAGUUGGAUUACUUUCUUCCAAACUUUUGCCUUUCACACAAAAAAUAAUGUAACGAUUAUUAAAACAAAUGGAAUCACCCUAUGUAGGUCGCGAUGAGCGAAUGAAAAUGGGACAUCUAUUGAAGGUAAAGAAUACGAAAGUGCUCCACUUAUAAUUGUAUGCUUCUAUAUAUGUACUACAUAUUCCAUCCUCCUUUCUUUCUGGUAGAGGCGACAUGAGAGCUACAAACAAAUCUGCAGCUACCAUGAUCUCCAGAGCAUUCUUUCUGUUCUUAGUCUUCAUGGCUGCAGCAUCAUUUGCUCUUGCAGAGAAGAAAACAUUCAUAGUUCACAUGGACCACACAAAGAUGAAGGCCUCAAAUCCCCAACAAUGGUACCAAGAUUUGAUGGACUCCGUCUACGACCCAUCAAUUGACGAGGAGGAAGAAGACGACACAACCCCACCUGACCUCCUUUACUCCUAUGAAAAUGCUUUUUCUGGUUUUGCAGCAAAGCUUUCCACCAAACAACUCGAGUCCUUGAAGAAAAUGAAUGGCUUUCUCUAUGCCACUCCUGAUAGAAUGCUAAGCCUCCACACCACCCACACUCCUCAGUUCCUUGGCCUUCAAUCUGCCAAGGGACUAUGGAGUGCCUCCAACUUAUCUUCCGACGUGGUGAUUGGAGUGCUUGAUUCUGGAAUUUGGCCUGAACACAACAGUUUCCAUGACUCGGGCAUGCCUCCAGUGCCUGCUAAAUGGAAAGGCAAAUGCGAGAUGGGAAAAAAGUUUUCACCAUCAAAUUGCAACAAGAAGCUAAUUGGUGCAAGAUAUUACUACAAAGGGUAUGAAGCAGCUUACGGAGAAAUUAAUCAAACAAUUGAUUUCUUGUCCCCUCGAGAUAAAAAUGGCCAUGGGACACACACCGCCUCAACUGCAGGAGGCAGUGUUGUAGACAAGGCAAGUUUAUUUAGCUUCGCGAGUGGCUCAGCAAGUGGUAUGAUGUACACAUCAAGAAUUGCUGUUUACAAAGUUCUGUGGGAAAAAGGUCGUGGUGCAACUGCUGAUUUACUGGCAGCUAUUGAUCAAGCUGUUGCCGAUGGUGUCGAUGUACUCUCUCUCUCUUUGGGAGGAGCCGCUGAGCCUUAUUAUUUAGAUGUUGUUGCCAUAGCUGCAUUUGGGGCCAUCCAAAAAGGGAUUUCUGUUGUAUGUGCUGCAGGCAAUGAGGGCCCAUCUUUUUUCACUGUAGCCAAUACUGCGCCGUGGCUCAUGACAAUUGCAGCUAGUUAUCUAGAUAGGAGCUUCCCAGCAACCGUCAAGCUUGGAAAUGGCCUAUCGUUUCAAGGUUCAUCACUAUCUCAAAGCCACGCAACCAAGCACUUACGUCUUGUGUAUGGAAAGACAGCAGGUGGUGAAGGAGCGGAUUAUUGUAUUCCUGGAUCACUCGAUCACAAUCUUGUCAAAGGAAAGAUUGUAGUGUGCCAACAUGGAAACCAUGGCCGAGUCGCUAUUGGAGAGCAAGUCAAAGUAGCAGGAGGAGCUGGAAUGUUGCUACUCAAUACUGAAUCCCAAGGCGAAGAACUCUUUGCUGAUCCACACGUUUUACCAGCCAUUGCUUUAGGUGUCUCAAAAGGUAAAGCCAUAAUUAAAUAUUUAAACUCAUCCGAAAAACCAACAGCAUCCAUUACCUUCGAGGGGACUCUGCAUGGAACUCGUGCACCGAUGAUGGCAGCAUUUUCAUCAAGAGGACCAAAUAAAGUUGACCUUAAUGUGAUUAAGCCAGAUGUGACUGCACCAGGGGCAAACAUCUUAGCUGCUUGGCCACCCAUAGUAAGCCCAAGUAUGCUCACGAGUGAUAAAAGAAGUGUUAAGUUUAAUAUCAUUUCAGGCACCUCAAUGUCGUGCCCCCAUGUCAGCGGCCUAGUUGCACUACUCACGUCAGUUCAUAAAAAUUGGUCUCCUGCUGCGAUUAAAUCAGCGCUCAUGACAACUGCCUACACUAUGGACAACAAGAAGGCUCCAAUUGUUGAUGUUGCGAAUUAUUUUGAUCCAGCAACAGCUUUCGAACUUGGUUCAGGCCACGUUAAUCCCGUGGCUGCUGUUGAUCCAGGGCUUGUCUAUGAUAUUACUGCUGAAGAUUAUCUACUCUAUCUAUGUAGCCUAAAAUACACCUCUUAUCAGAUCGCUGCAAUAUCAAGGGGCAGUUUUUCAUGUCCAGAAAAGUUUUCUCCUCAACCUGGUGACCUCAAUUACCCUUCAUUUGCAGUGAAUUUUGAAGGUAAAGCAAAAAAUGUCAGCUUCACGUACAAGCGAACAUUGACUAAUGUUGGGACACCCAAGAGUAGUUACAUGGUGCACCUGGAUGAACCUAAUGGAGUUGCUGUAGCUGUAAACCCCAAGAUAUUGAAGUUCGAAAAGUUGGGAUAGAAAUUGAGCUACAAAGUUACCUUUGUUGGACACAAAACCACGGAAAAUCCGACAUUCGGUUCUCUAGUGUGGGUGUCUGGAAAAUAUGCGGUUAGAAGUCCAAUUGCAACAAUCUGGCAGUAGUUAUCUAACAAUGUUGCACUUGUUAAGCUGCAUGAUUUUAAAUAAGAGAGCAAAAUAUUGUUGCUGAAUGCUAUCUGAAAAU
This is a messenger RNA of Tripterygium wilfordii, 2620 nucleotides long. Its product is annotated as subtilisin-like protease SBT1.1. Bases 229 to 2415 code for a protein of 728 amino acids. Gene Ontology annotation, molecular function: serine-type endopeptidase activity. NCBI's taxonomy places the organism in Eukaryota, Viridiplantae, Streptophyta, Magnoliopsida, Celastrales, Celastraceae. The record is from RefSeq and is a predicted model, not a curated record. The transcript is spliced from 2 exons. Gene Ontology annotation, biological process: proteolysis.